CCACAACCUCGCCAGAAGCCUCUCUUUGCCCGCAACCCCGCCAAAUCCCCUCAUUCCCGCAGCACUAAUACAUAAUGGAUCAUUCACGCGAUCCCUGUCCAUGGGUCAUUCUCAAUGACUUUGGCGGUGCCUUCGCCAUGGGCGCAGUCGGAGGAGCAGUGUGGCAUGGGGUUAAAGGCUUCCGCAAUUCACCCUACGGCGAGCGACGCAUAGGCGCCAUUACAGCGAUCAAAGCCCGCGCACCCGUUCUCGGCGGCAAUUUUGGCGUCUGGGGAGGCCUUUUCAACACAUACGACUGCGCUGUCAAGGGCAUCCGCAAGAAGGAAGACCCGUGGAACGCCAUCAUUGCCGGUUUCUUCACCGGCGGUUCGCUCGCAGUACGAGGAGGCUACAAGUCGAUGCGCAACGGCGCAAUAUCGUGUGCGAUCCUACUAGCAGUCAUCGAGGGUGUUUCGAUAGGCUUCAAUCGCAUGAUGGCAGACAACACAAGGCUCGACGCUCCCCCGCCACCACCAAGCGACGUCGGAGCAUCGCCUGGUGGCGGUAUGGCUGUGGCUGCAUAGGCGAUUGCGGUGCGUGGGUUAUGUUUUUGAAGCACGGGUUAUUGCAGUGCGAAAAAAAAAGAGGCGGGAUGAUGGCUGGACAAGCGGUGUUCUUGGGAUGUUUUGGCAUAUACCGCAGGCAGGUUCGGCAGCGGGCGGCGUUCACACUCUCCUCAGCUUUGUGCUAUAUCUGUAUCAUAUACGCGACACGACUGUACAACAUCUGGAGGCGCCUCUAGACAAAAGUAUGGAGUGUCCAAGAGUUUGGAAAAUGACGAAAGCAUUUCUGGC
This is a messenger RNA of Exserohilum turcica Et28A, 833 nucleotides long. RefSeq lists its product as uncharacterized. NCBI's taxonomy places the organism in Eukaryota, Fungi, Ascomycota, Dothideomycetes, Pleosporales, Pleosporaceae. Gene Ontology annotation, biological process: protein import into mitochondrial matrix. The record is from RefSeq and is a predicted model, not a curated record. The transcript is spliced from 3 exons. Gene Ontology annotation, molecular function: transmembrane protein transporter activity. Gene Ontology annotation, cellular component: TIM23 mitochondrial import inner membrane translocase complex; mitochondrial inner membrane. The coding region runs from base 75 to 563 and encodes 162 amino acids.